CUCGUCGUGUGAAAUGCAACUCCUGUCGAGCGGAGUAGAUGAGUUGAUGUUGGGGUUUAGCUUCUGUGAUGAGUCAACAGAUGUUCCAGAUUUUGGAGUUUAAAAGUUGAAAGAGAAGCCACCUAAACAUGAUAUCACAAUGAACAGAAGAAAGCUUGGGACAAGUCGAAGAAACAAAGGAAGGCAGCGUGUGAAGGAGCCAGAAACGGGGCUAGGUGUUGAAUCUAGAGAGGAUGUUCAGGAUGAGGCAAGGGGAAGUGAAUGUCCAGAUGCACAAAUGUCUGCUGCGAAGCAACCUAAAGAGCUGGAAGAAGUAGGUCAAGAGUGUGAUCAUAGCAUGGCUGCACAACAGGAGGCUUUCUUGGUCGGUACAGAUGGUAAAACUGAUGGGGAUAAAAUUGCCCUCUGUUCAGAAGACACUCGGCACAUUCUGAUUUCCAGAGAUGUCAAUACACCUUUUACAGAGGAGACUAAGCUGGAAGAUUACCGUACUAACACUCAUCAGAAUGAAAAAUUCAGCCAAAAUCUGUACGACCAUCUCCCUGAGGUAACCAGUUAUACGACAUCGAAUCAACAAAUGAUUGAACAGGGACAAGAUAUCAAUCUUUGUUCUGUGGCAGAGUCAUACAGCAUCAAGCUUGUAUACCAAGACUUGUUCAGGCCAGAUGGGUUUCUACAGGAUAACUUCUCAGUAAGCGAAUUAAAUGUUAAUACACCUAUUACGCCACAGAUAACUGCAGAUAAUGCUCAAAGAGAAAACAUCCCAAUUAUUGAUGGCAUUAACCAAGAUGCUUUUUUAUUGCAAAAAGAGACGUUGCUUACAAGUAAAGAUGGCAACACCCAGUGUUCAGAUGAGGUUGAAUAUCAUGUUUACCGUAAAAAUAACCUGACACAAGUGCAAAGUGAGCAUCAAAAUGAAAACUCUGCUGAAGAUCCCUUAAAAGACGAAGAAUGUAAUUCUUACUCUGAAAAACAGAUACUUGAAUCUGAUACUUGCCAAAGUAUGCUUCCAGUUAGCACUACAGUCAAAACGGAUAUUUCGAACACAGCAGAAGAAAUUUUUCUAGGUCAGAUGGACCGAACUGGAAGUUUUUUGGAAGAUAACAGACAAAUUGUAGAAAAGGUUCACACUGAGAAAGCCCUUUCGGAGAAUAAAAGGAACAAAUCAUUUGUUCCAAAUCUUGAGUCAGACUUAAAGGCUUCUACCGAGCCCCAACUACAGGAUAGUUCUCAGACCACAGAUGAGCAUGCCGAGUCAGACUUCAGCUUUAAUGCAACAAAAAGAAAAAUGGGAUCUAGCUUUAGAAAUGAAGGAAAAUGGCAUGCAAAAGAACCUGAAGAGGAAACUUAUGAAAACACUUGGACCAAUGCACCUCAAGUAUUUUCAAAAGUAAAGGAAACAGAGCAGGAAGAACUCAGUGUUGACACUGCUGACAUGAACAUGUCUCUUUCACAAAAAAGCCUGGUGUCUUUUUCUUUAGUGCCCUCAGGUAUUUCUUCUGAAGAUCUUGAUAAAAACUCGCAGAUAAUGAAAAGUGAAAAUCCUCAAAAAGGUCAAGACGAAACUAGUCCACUGGCAUUGUUUGAAGUGACUGAGAACUCAGAUGUCUCACAGCAUGAGGUGGAUCAAUCUUAUACUCUACACAGUCAGGAUAUGAUAAAUUGCCAAUCAGAAAAUGUUCUGAGGAACCUGUUUCAGGAGAUCAAAAAUGAAACAGAGGAUGAUAUGAAACGUAGCACAGACCAAAUAUUUCACCAGGAGAAACACCCUGUUUUGUUAGAAUUCCAGCCUCUAGAAGCUUUUAGAAGUGUAAAUGAACAAUCCAAUGAAGGCUCCAACCAAGCCUUUUACAGCAGUGGCAACAGAAGGAAACUGGGGUCUAGCCGUAAAAUUAAAGAAAAGCAACAAGAAAAAGACUCCAAAGAAAAAUCCAGAUAUGAAAUAAACACACACAUGUUAGAUAAAGAGAAAAUGAGCUCUGAGGCAAAUAUUUAUACAGAAAAUGAAGAGGUUUUGAUUCCAGAGGGUGUUAAAAUCCCAGAACAUCAGUAUAAAUCUGAAACUGAAAUGAAUAUGGAGUUUCCUGACAAAAAAUGGGAGGAUACCUCAGAAUGUCAGUCUGGCACCUUUAAGAGCAAAUCUGGGAUUCACCAAACCAAGGAAGGUGAAGUUCCUUAUUCAGAAGAUAAUGAGAGACAAGGUCAAGUGCACAAGGCCCUGCAAACGCAGGGACAAGAACCUCAACAAAUGAAUUACAUUGUUUAUGGUCAGAUGGGAGAAGGCAGAGUCUGUUUGGAAGAUCCCAAAAACUAUUCUGCUCACCCGCAACUUCAGGACAAUUCUCUGAGCACAGAUAAGCAAACUGAUGUGAGCAGAAGAAAACUGGGCUCGAGCCGGAGAAAAAAAGCAAGGCAACAAGUUAAAGAGCCUGCUACUGAAGUGUUUGAUAGUACAGGAGGUGAUCAAAUACAGGAAACAGCUUCAAUGUUAAAGGAAGAACUAAGCCAAAAUAAUGAACCAAGGAUUCCCGAAACUGAUUUACAGGGUUUGAUAGUGAAAUGUGAAAAUCUUCAGGAACAUCAUUAUGAAAACAGGUUAGACAGCAAAAAUACAGUGAAAGUCUCACAGCGAGGAGUGGAGGAAAUUGACACUCUUUGCAACAAGAACACAACAGAUGCUGUUGCAGUGGAUGCUCCUAGGGAGGUGGUGGGAGUGGAGAUGGGAAAUUACUCGGAUGCAAAAGAUGAGACAAAUCAAGAUUCUGUUUAUUGUUGUACCAAUAAACCCCAAAUCAAGGAUGUAAACACAAAAGGAGUUGCCUCAAAUGAUUUUGAAGAGUUCAAAGGUGGAGAAGAGUACGGAUUACAACACAUUAAAUCACUCACCUCUUAUCAAGUUAUUCAUAAGGACAAAAAGGGAUUUUCCAGUGAGCUGGAGGAAAUCAAAGUUGUUCCAUCAAACAUCCUGUCAGAAAUAGAUUAUUUUGACUCCAGGCCUCAGGAGAUGCCUGAUACUGUAGAUGAACAGACCAAGACAAGCUUUGAAAGCAGUGACCACAAUAUAAAAAAAGAUUACAGCCAAAGUAGUGAAGGAAGACAGCAUGAUGAAAAAUCUGAAGAUGUAAAGGAAAAGUCCAAGGAAGUCCAAAAUUUCGUUUCAACACAAAUAUUAUCAGAAUCAAAGACUGUAAACCAGGAAGAACUCGGACAUGACGUAGAGCGUGAUGUCUCACCGGUGUUAAACGACAGCUCAGUGUUCACCCCUGGUGAUUUAUCUGAAAUUCAAAGCUUUCCUGAGAACGACCUGGUAAAUUCUACUUCUGAAAAUGUAUAUUUCACAAAAUAUCAAGAAAGAUCAGAAACAGAGGGAAAUGCUUUGGUGGAUGCAUCUGAGAUGCUACAGAGUCAAAAAUGCAACAGUCCUGAAGAUUCAUAUGAUACUAUAAAACAAGCCCAAAACUAUACAGAUCCACCAACAGACAUACAACAAAGUCAGCAAAUGGACAACUGGUCUGAAAUCGUGGCACACAAUGUUUCUAGAUAUCAAGUAACUGUUUUGGAAGACAUGAUUGAUCAAGCUGAAAUCACCAGCAGUAUCCAAUCAGAGCUCACAGUGAAAAGUGAUGAUUCUGAUACAAAACUUGACCUUCUACCUGAAAACCAGCAAUAUCUGUGUUUCACAACAGAGGGAAAUGAAGAGGCUGUAGUACCGACGACUGAUGACCAUCUGUGUGAUUCAAAGGAAACGUUGGCCAGCAGUGUAGUUAGAGUAAACAAUGCCCUUGGUCAUAUGGACAAAGGUGGGAGCCAGGUACAGAAUAUUGAACACAAUCAUGCUGAUGCCACAGUCGCGGACAGUUCGCUCAGUACAGAUAAGCAAACUGAGGUGGGCUUCAACUACAGUGGAAGCAGAAAAAAACUGGGGUCUAGUCGGAGAAAUAAACAGAGAAAAGAAUAUACACAGGAAACUUUAGAAACUACUGGAACAGAAGAAACCAUUGAUACAGCAACACUGUUGUUUGACACAAAGGCAACCAGGCAAGAAGAAUUAAGUAAAGAUAAUGAGGAUGAAGUUACCUUGUCUGCUUCACGUGACUUAUCCAUAAUUCCUGUUCUGUCUUCUGAGGAUCAAAGCUCUGUGGAAACUAAAGGGCCUGACAAGCACCUGAAGACUUUGAUUGUAGUAUGUGAAAAUCUUCAAGAAGAUACAAAUGAAAGAAACUCAAAUGUUUUGUCUCCAGAUCAAGAAAAAUCUGUGGAUUUAUCACUGAGUAAAUAUAAAGCUAUCCACUGUGAAGAUACAAGAGAUGUUGUUUUACAGGAAACUGUGAUGAAAGACCAAGAAGAAAAAGAUUGUUUAAUAACAGAAAAAGACCUACAAAUCUGUCUACGAAUCCCACAUUCUUCUGAAACGGCUUCAGACGAUACCACUAAAAAUGCUGACAUGUAUGGAAGUCUGACUGAUCAAGGUGAAAUGUCUCCACUCACAGAGAAAAGCACUGAUAGUUUUACAGCAAAAGAGGAAGAACAUCCUGAAAAAGAGAUAAUCUCAGAGAUAUUAGAUCUAAAAAAUGAAGAAAUGGUUCAGAAUAAUAACAAAAACAAAGAUGAUGAUAUAUUCCUUCACGACAAAGAAGAACCCCUCUUUGAAAAGGAGGAAAGCAAACCUAUUUUUUCAAACAUUGAACCAGAAAUAUUUUCUUUGUAUCCCCACACAGAAGAAACCUCUAAGAGUGUUGAUGAGCAUUUUAACACAGACUUUUCCAAUUGUACAAGUGGACAGAAAGUGUCAGCAACACUGUUAUUAUCAGAUGUAAAAACGGACACAGUUGAGGAACAAAGACAAGAUGUGGAGCAGAAUAUGACAUUAUUGGUUUCUAAUGAAAACUCCACUCUGUCUCCUCCUAGUGAUUCAUCUAAGGUUCAAAGUGCUGUGCAAAACAUCUAUCCUGAGACUGACCUGACAAGUUUAAUUAAAGAAGAUAGUUUAGAGAAAGUUGAUAAAUCAGAAAAAUAUAACGUUGACUUAUCUCAUAAAUCAGAGGAAGACUCUUUCGUGGAUAAAACCGACUUUGUUAAAAUUAAAGGUGAGACUCUCCAGACAAAUCAAAUCACAGGUCCCAAUGACUUAGAAACUGCUAGAAAACAAUCUCAUGACAAUGAGGACCAACCAACAGACAUAGCAAGAAGUGAGCAAAAAGAAGUGGCCCAUGAACUUCCUAAAUAUACGGAAAAUAACUUAAAAGAAAUAAUUGAACAGGUUGAAAUAAUCAGCAGUAUCCAGUCAGACUUUGAAGUGAAAAGUAAUGAUGGUUCUGAUACAAAACAGGAACUUCCACAUGAAGUCCAACAAAAUCUGUGUUUCAAAACAGAAGCAAAUGUGGAAACUUUAGCUCAGACAAAUAAGGAUGAUCAUCUGUAUGAUUCAAAGGAAGGAUCAAUCAGCAGCCUGGCUGAAGAGAACAAUACCUUAAGUCAGACGAAUAAAGAUGUGAGUCUGGUACAGGCAACUGAACACAGUCUUACAGACCCAAAACUCCAGGAUAGUUCUUUCAGCACAGAUGAGCAAACUGAUCUGGGCUUCAGUGGGAUCAGAAGAAAACUGGGGUCUAGUCGGAGAAAUAAAGGAAGACAUGAUGUUAAAGAACCUACACAGGUGACUUCAGAAAAUACCUUAAGAGACAACCCUCUCCAAACCUCAAUGCCAUUGGAAAAGAGUGGAGCCGAGCAGGAAGACCUGACUGAGGACAUUGAACACAAAAUUAUCCUGUCUCUUUCACAGGACUUAUGCUUAAUGCCAUUGCACGUUAUGUCUUCAGAGGAUUCGAACUGUGUGUUAAAAAAAGAUCCCACUUGUAGAGAUGGCAGUGAGAGCAGGUUAGAGGUUGAAAUGAUUGGCAAACCAAUAAAUGUUGUAGAACUAGAGGAGGGUCAAUUUGACACUAUUCAUUGCAAAGUCACCAAAGAUGCUGGAUCAGACGAUGCUUUUAGGGAAGUAGAGGAUGUCAGGGUUCACCAAACAGAAAUGCAAGAUACCCUGCAAUCCAAAUGUUAUUCUGAUAUUACUGCAGAAAAUAAGGGCAUUAUUCCUGAAAACCUGGCAGAUCCAGCUGAAAUGUCUGAGCUCACUGUGAAAAUAACUGAUGGUUCUGCAACCAAAGAGGAAGUAUAUCAUAGAAAAGAAAACUACCCAGAGGCCAUAGAUGUAAAAGAUAAAGAAUCUGACCUCUAUGAUCUCAAUAUACAACAAAUCACCAACUUGGGAAAAGGUGACUCUGCUCCAGAUGAGAUGGUUAAGUUAAAUGGCAAGAUGGAAGGAGAAAGCUCCAUGCAACCUGACGUUGACCCAAAAUGUUUAAAUAUAGAAAUUAAUUCAGAGAGUCAAAAUAAAUUAGAUAUAGAUGUUAUUUUAUCUCUUCAAUCAGGGGAUGAUUCUUUAUUGGAUAUAUCUGACUCUCUGGAAAGUGAAGAUCACACUUUUUGUAAUAAAGUAGUCAUAGGUACUGAACAUGAGAGCUCAAUGCAUUUCGACCCCUCUCUGGUUCAAUCGUUAGAGGUUCAGAGUUCUAUGCCAGAUAUCUAUCCUGAGAAUGGUCGAGAGAAUUUAAUUCAAGAAGUAGAAGUAGAGGAGUAUCCUGGUCAAUCAUGGGAGAAUUCAGAACAUCAGUCUGACACGCUUCACAGUGAAUCUGGGAUUCUUCAAGCCAAGAAUCGAGAUAAUGAUGAGGGACAAGGUCAACAACACGAGGCAAGAACACAAGUACAACAACCUCAUCAAAUGGAUCACAUUGUUUAUGGUCAGGUGGAAGAAGGCAGACUCUUUUUGGAGGAUUCCGAAAACCAUUCGGCUAACCCCCAACCUCAAGACAAUUCUCUGAGCACAGAUAAGCAAACUGAUGUUGGUUUUGGUUUCACUGGGAGCAGAAGAAAACUGGGCUCUAGCCGGAGAAACAAAGGAAGGCAACAAGGUAAAGAACCUCCAGAAGAAGUGUUGGAAAGUAAAAGAGGUACAGUAACACUUGAAAGACCAACAGUCCCAUCACAAAUAGGGAGAGCAGAGCAGGAAGAAAUGAAGGAAGACACCAAGCAUGUAAACAUAUCUGUUUCACACGAUAAUAUCUCGAUUUGUUCAAUUCCUCCAGUUAUGUCCUUUGAAAAUCAGAGCUCUGUGUUAUCAAAUUAUCCUGAAAAAGAUUUGCAGAGUUUAAUUCUGAAAAGUGAAAAUCUUGAAGAGGAUCUAAAUGAAAGAAAGUCACCUGCUUUUGCCCAAGAUGAGGCAAAAUCAGCGGAUGUGUCAAUAGAUGAAUCAGAUAGUUUUAACAGAGGAGAUCACAGUAAUACUGUGUCAGACAAUGGGAAGGAAAUGCUUGAAGCAGUGAAAUCAACACAAAUUCAAGAAAGCAUACAAACAUGUUCAUAUAAUGAUUUUAAAGGUGAUGCAACUGAACAUCUUGACAUUACUUCAGAAAAUCCAACUGACCAGGCUGAAUUAUCUGAGCACAAAACUAACAUUGUUGAUGAAAUUGAAAUAAAAGAAGAAUCAUACUCUUCAGAAGAAAUCAACUCAGAUGUUCAUGAACUUAAAAAUGAAGAAACAGCCCAGCAUGAUGUAAGAACGAACACUGAUGAAAUAUUUCAUCAGGACCAGGAACAUCUCUUAUGUGAAACAGGGUACAAAACACUUGGUUUGUCAAACUUUCCAUCAGAAAACAUUUUCUUAAACCUCCAGCCUCAGGAAUUGUCUGAGAGUGUAGACAAUCAAACCAAAUCAGACCUCCAUAGCAGUGGCAGCAGGAGAAAACUGGGGUCCAGUCGUAGAAAUAAAGGCAGGGUUAAGGCAAUAGAUUCAGCUGCUUUAUCACACGAUCAAACUAUGAAGGGCGUUGACAUUAAUGCAAGUAUAAAUGAAAAAACAAAAGGUAGAGAAGCACCUGACCAGGAAAAAUCAAUUGAAACAGUGCUGGAUGAAUUGGAGGAAAAGUAUUCUUCUAUUUGCAUAACAGGCAUUCAGCCAUCCCCCACUGUUGACCACAAGGUUAUUGACACAUCAUGUUGCACACAGAGUACAGAUAGGGAACCACCCAAACCUCUCAGCAUAGAUCAUUAUGAAUGCAGAGAGCUAUGCAUGCAAGAUGAUAGUCUAAAGGAAAGCAUUUUGUCAUCUGAACCACAUGCAUGUCCCCCCACAACAGAAAGGUAUGCCGAGAAAAGCAGGAGCACAGAACCUGAAAGCAGGGAUGUGGGUACGUUUGAGAAAGUUCUUAAACAGCAUACCAAGCCUGCACAGAACCAAGGCAUGUUUCGAACAAUUGAAAAUGAGCGAGAUGGAACAGAUGGAAAUCAUGAUGAUUAUUCCAGAAAUAUGUUUGAACAUGCAGAAACAAAGGUAACGGAUGAUGACGCUGAAAUAUUGAAGCCUAAUGCCCCACCAGAAAAAGCCAUAGAAAAACCGAGAAGCAUGUACCUUGCUUCAGUUGAUUACAGCAUUGGGCAUGGUGCAGUGUCAUCACCACAAGAGAUGUGUUCUACUGAUGGGGGGAAAGAUAGGCUUAUAGCUGCAGAAACUCAUAAUUUUAUAGAUGUGGAAAGCAAAGAACAGAAAGAGCAGGCUAAAAAUGAACAAAUGCAGGAAACACAUCAAGUCUCACUUCAAAUAGAUGAAUGUCAUGUACAAACACGGCCAUCAGAUAAAGAAGUUGAGUCUCUCAAACAAACACAGCAGUCAGAUAAAGAUGCUACUUUGGACUCUCAACCAAAGGACGCUUAUCAAAGCCUCAAAGAUGAUGCUCACUCAGGGCCCACAGCAUCAGCGUACAAGAGGAAACUGGGGUCAAGUAGGAGGCAUAAAGGCCGAAAAAAUAACCAGGUUACUGAAAAAAAUGAAGAAACUGAAAAUGAAGCUCAAGAAAAUACAACAUACGAGGAAACUGCACAAAUGUUAGCAGCACAAGAAGAGGAAAUAGAAAAGGAAAUUCUGUCUGAAAACCUGGCGCCAUUUAGACUAACUGAAAUACUGCUGAAAGACAACAUAGUUUCUUCACAUGAUGUUCUGGAGGACAGCACAAGUGUAACGUCAGGUUAUAAUCCAAACUCAAUCCAAGUGAACCUUAGUAAAUCCAAUGCAGAAGAAAAAGACAAAGAUGUAAAACUUACUGAUGGGAAUAAUGACUCAAUUCAGCUUACAGGACAUGACACAAACAAAAAGAGUUUGAUGCAAUCAACUCAGGGUUCUGUUUGGAUAGUUGGCUCAGAUAUGCAGAAUACCUUAUUUCAUAAUGAUAUUAUCAGCCCAGAACCAGAAAAUGUGCAUGUCAUUGUUCAUGAAGAAGCCUUACAGAGACAAAACAGAGACACUUCUUCUGAAAAAGCUCCACCAGGAAGAGGGUUCCAUUUGCAAAAUACAAACAAAGAGAUAGAAACAGUUGGAUUUGUAACAACAGAAGACUGCAUUUCAGAGGUGGAAAGCUUAAUGGAUGUACACGAUCUUAAGCAGGAUGAAGAGGGAAAGAAGUGUAUGCAUGAAGCCCAAGAGAAAAAUACUUCAAAUGAGUGCAUUUCUGCUUCGCAGGAGCCAGCUGUGGAUGAAUCUAACAAAGAGGGGAUUUCUGCAACGGUAAAGGCACCAAACAGCCAAGGAGAAAACCCUCAGUUAACAUUGAAACAGAAGAAGAGAAAGCUUGGAUCUUCUCGUAGGACUCCAUUGAACAGAAAACGAGAGGAUGAGACACAAACAACUGAUGAGACAGAAGAAAGGGACUUUAGCACAAAAACAGAGAUGGGGAAUCGUGGCGAGUUGGAAGGUGAGGGGGAAGUACCUUUAAAACUAGAGGUAUUACAAGGUGACGAUAUGCAGCCACAACAAGAAACUUUAAUGCAACAAGAAAUCAGUGAUAGUCUCCAGACCAAUAACAAUGACAUUUCUUUCUCUUCUGAAAAAUCUGCCAUCAUAGAUCCUAUUAUAGAAACACCAAACCCAGAUGGCUUUAAAAGUACUGAGAUUCAAAUGACCCCUGAGCUGGUGGAAAGAAACAGUUGUUUUUUUAAUCAGCCAAUGACUUCAAACAAUGACACCCAAGGGGGGAGUCCAGAGGUAUUAUGUGAACUGCCACAGAAUAAACAAGGGGAUGAGCAGAGUCCGCAGAACGUGGAGGUAAAACAAGUCCAAGAUAUUCAAAAACAAUCUCCAAGUAGAAAGACUGAAGGCAUUCACACUCAAAAUCCUGGGAUAGAAAACACAAGUCAGGAUUUAAUUCCAACGAACAGGAGAAGAAAAAUGGGCUCUACUCGUAAAAAUCUGGGAAUACAAACUAAACAGGAAAUCUUUGAACCGGAAAAUGGGUCAGCAGAGAUUGUAACAUCUUCCAGAGAUGUAACAGUGUCUAGUGACUCGGGAAAGAAAGAAACAGAACCACAGCUACACACUGAACACAUAGAUGCCAACUCUCAGCAAGGAAAAGAGAAAGAAACUCUGGAAAUCAGCCAGUUUGGUGAGUCUUUAUUAAGAGCUCUAGCUGAAGAUAAGGCUGAAGAAAAUUCUAUCUCAGAAGAGCAAACAGCAGAGGCAGAACAACAGGAAAAUCCAAGCGGACUGCCACCCAGCCCUCCCACGUCAGAAACUGCCUCUGGAGGGAGGAGGAAAAAAUUUGGAUCAAAUCGAAAGUCAGGGUUACAACAAAGAAAACCAGAGAAAACAGCAGAAAAUGAAGAUGAAGCCAGGGGGAUCACAGAAGGAGGUGCACACAAGGCAACUGAAAGAGAUGAAUCAUCAGGCCUGAGCAAGAUAUCAGAGGUUGAUGAAAAUGAGGGGAAAGUAUCUCCUUGCACUAAUCUCUCAGAGACUACAGAGUUUCCCAAGCCUGUAAGGGACAAGACACCAGGGACUCUUGUUCAUGGUAGUAUCCAAUUGAAUGAAGAGGCUGGGACUUCGCUUUCAUUUGGUACUACUAGUGGCACAAAUAAAUCAGACUGUUACAAUGUGGUCAUGGUUGGAGAAAGCUGCGUUGGGAAAACUUCCUUCAUGAAAAGAGCUCAAAGUGGAAAAUUUUCUUUAGAUUUGCCUGCCUCCGUUGGCCUUGAUUCCUGCAAGUGGACUGUGGUAGUAGAUGGAAAACCUGUGGUUCUACAGUUAUGGGAUACAGCAGGUCAAGAAAGGUUUCACAGCAUCACCAAACAAGUAUUUCACAAAGCCCAUGCUUUCCUCUUGAUGUACGACAUCACUUCCUCUCAGAGUUUUUCAGCCGUCAGCUACUGGGCAAACUCCAUCCAGGAAGCUGCAGCAGAAGACGUGACUGUUCUGCUCCUGGGAAACAAAAGUGAACAUGCAAAGCGACAAGUUAAAACAGCACAGGGGGACAUCCUUGCUAAGGAAUAUAACUUUGAAUUCAUGGAGUGCAGCGCAGCAACAGGAGAAAAUGUUAUUGAGGCUUUAGAAACUGUGGCCAGGAUGCUGAGUCACAGAACUGACCUGCUGAGAGAGGAAGUCACAGUGUUACACAAAGAGCCGACAAAGAGAAGAUCAAAAUGUUGCUGAACCGAUGCGUUUGUUUCACCAAGCAAGAGACAUCCUGCCAAUACUGGAGAUCAUUUCCUGAGGGAAACUCAUACGGAAACAAAAUGUAUAUAAAGUUACUAUUACUUUGAUUCCUCUUUAUUAUUUAAUCUAUAAAGGUACUUUUAUUCUGAAACAGAGAAGUAAAAAAAAAAGUAUGCGUUUAAAAUGUGUUUGUUUUAACACCAUCUUUAUAAAUCAG
Messenger RNA from Cyprinodon tularosa, 11750 nucleotides. It is a transcript of the gene rab44, whose product is annotated as RAB44, member RAS oncogene family. The transcript has 10 exons. Gene Ontology annotation, molecular function: GTPase activity; GTP binding. The record is from RefSeq and is a predicted model, not a curated record. The coding region runs from base 140 to 11530 and encodes 3796 amino acids. NCBI's taxonomy places the organism in Eukaryota, Metazoa, Chordata, Actinopteri, Cyprinodontiformes, Cyprinodontidae.